Myodes glareolus (Bank vole) is the source of this 771-nucleotide messenger RNA. RefSeq names its product Sin3A associated protein 30 (gene Sap30). Gene Ontology annotation, biological process: regulation of DNA-templated transcription. Gene Ontology annotation, cellular component: histone deacetylase complex. Gene Ontology annotation, molecular function: transcription coregulator activity; protein binding. Lineage: Eukaryota; Metazoa; Chordata; Mammalia; Rodentia; Cricetidae. The record is from RefSeq and is a predicted model, not a curated record.
AAUGGGAACGCGGCGGGCGGUGGGGCAGAGGUACCGGGUGCUGGUGCGGUUUCGGCUUCAGGACCCCCCGGAGCGGCGGGUCCUGGCCCCGGACAACUCUGUUGUCUGCGGGAGGACGGCGAGCGGUGCGGGCGCGCGGCUGGCAAUGCCAGCUUCAGCAAGAGGAUCCAAAAGAGCAUCUCGCAGAAGAAGGUGAAGAUCGAGCUGGAUAAGAGUGCAAGACAUCUUUACAUUUGUGAUUAUCACAAAAACUUAAUUCAGAGUGUUCGGAACAGAAGGAAGAGGAAAGGGAGUGACGACGAUGGAGGAGAUUCGCCUGUCCAGGAUAUCGAUACUCCAGAGGUUGAUUUGUACCAAUUGCAAGUAAAUACACUUAGAAGAUACAAAAGACACUUCAAGCUUCCAACCAGACCAGGUCUUAAUAAAGCACAACUUGUUGAGAUAGUUGGUUGCCACUUUAGGUCUAUUCCCGUGAAUGAAAAAGACACCCUAACAUAUUUCAUCUACUCGGUGAAGAACGACAAGAACAAAUCAGAUCUCAAGGUCGACAGUGGUGUUCACUAGGUGGCUUUCACACUAGCACGUGGGUGUCUGGCUGUAAAGAAUGUUUACUGUUUUUCAUAUGUAGAAAUGUUCUUGUGUAUUUUUUCUACAGAGGAUUUUCUUUGGCUUUUUUUUUUUGUUUGUCUUUGAUUCUAAUAAUUAGUUGGAAACUCAUAUAAACUGAGCUUCCUAAAUUAAAACUAUUUUAAAUAAAGGUUAUUACUAUUA